CUCUGUGCUGCCCAUCUACCAACUCGAUCUGAUGCACCAAAUCAUUAUCAAGCAGUAUGCCGAGCACUCUUUGCUGAAACAAUGGAGUUAUACACAUUCUUGGCGAGAAUUAAAAGUGCAAGAGAGAAUUUGAAGAAGAUGCAGGAAAUGGACCAGGGAGGAAAUGAUGAAUCUAGCACAGAUCUUGAUGAGUUAAAAAAUGCUGAUUGGGCCCAAUUCUGGGUGCAGGUCAUGCGAGACUUGCGAAAUGGUGUGAAACUAAAGAAGGUUCAAGAACGUCAGUAUAACCCUCUUCCCAUAGAGUAUCAACUCACUCCAUAUGAGAUGCUGAUGGAUGAUAUUCGAUCCAAACGAUAUACAUUAAGGAAGGUUAUGGUCAAUGGAGACAUUCCUCCACGAUUAAAAAAGAGUGCCCAUGAAAUUAUCUUGGACUUUAUUCGGUCUCGACCACCAUUAAAUCCAGUGUCUGCAAGGAAACUGAAACCAACCCCACCACGACCACGUAGCCUGCAUGAGAGAAUACUGGAGGAAAUCAAGUCUGAAAGAAAGCUGAGACCCGUUUCUCCCAAUGAAAUCAGACGUAGCAGGCUAGCAAUCCGGCCUCUUAGCAUGUCUUACAGUUUUGACUUGUCAGAUGUCUCCAAACCAGAGGCCUCCAAAAAAAUGUCAGAAAGCUGUGUAGCAAAUGGCAGCAGAGUGUCAGAAGCAAACAUCAAUGGCAUUGGCACUGUUAAGGUGACGACAGUACAACGGAAGAGACUGUUGAAAGCUCCCACUCUGGCUGAACUGGACAGCUCAGAUUCAGAGGAGGAAUGUACACACAGAUUAGCCAGCAGAAUUAGUGUCUCCUCAUCCCAAAUGGAAGAAAUAUUUCCUGAGACCACAUCUGGGAAAAAGGUGCCUCCAAAAUUCUUGCCAAUAUCAUCCACACCGCAGCCAGAGAGGAGACAGCAACCUCAAAGAAGACAUUCCAUUGAAAAGGAAACACCCACCAAUGUACGGCAGUUCAUGCCCCCCACAAAACAAAGCUCCAGAUCACUUGUUCCUCGGAUAACAGGUUUCUUUCCAAGGAUAACACUCAAAACACUUUUUUCAACAAUACAUACAGCCUCUCACCUUAGCUCCCAUCCUUUUGAUGCAGUCUUGUUUGGGAUGAUGAAAACUAUGUAUUAUCUGUGUGAGAGAGCCCUUAACAACAAGUGGAAACCUUCAAAGGAGGAGUUUUGUUACCCAGUGGAAUGCCUGGCUCUCACAGUGGAGGAAGUAAUGCAUAUCCGCCAAGUGCUGGUGAAGGCAGAACUGGAAAAGUACCAGCAGUAUAAAGAUGUCUAUACUGCCCUUAAGAAGGGAAAGCUCUGUUUUUGUUGCCGAACACGAAGGUUUUCCUUCUUCACCUGGUCCUACACCUGUCAGUUUUGUAAAAGGCCUGUAUGUUCACAGUGCUGUAAAAAGAUGCGCCUACCUUCAAAGCCAUAUUCUACCCUUCCUAUCUUUUCUCUGGGACCUUCUGCAUUACAAAAAGGAGAGAGUUUUAUGAGACCAGAUAAACCUUCCUUGAGUCAUCAUCGUUCUCUGAAAGGAAUACCAAGGUUGUCCUCAAAGGCAAAGUCUGUAGAUAGAUCUGAUGAAGAAGCACUUUUCCCAAAAGAGUUAAUGGAGGAUUGGAGCACCAUGGAGGUGUGUGUGGACUGCAAAAAGUUCAUUUCAGAAAUAAUUAAUUCAAGCCGCCGUAGCCUCUCUCUGGCUAACAAGCGAGCCCGAUUAAAAAGGAAAACCCAAUCAUUCUACAUGUCAUCUCCAGGCACUUCUGAGUAUUGCCCUUCUGAGAGGACUAUCAAUGAGAUAUGAGCCUUGUGCCUUUCUCUCUGCUUGGUCAUCAUGAGGUUCUGAGAGAACUCAAUGAAACCAGAAUGUCUUUUUCCCCCUUUUUGUUCUAUUUGAGAGCUUAUUUGUGAGUUAAGCCACUGGUUUCACCACUCCUAAGAGACAGGAAAAAAGAAAUUGACCUAUGCAGCAGGUCAGCCAAUAAAGUUGUUUGCACUGGAAGAAAUCAACAGUUAGGCUGUUGCCUUUUUGUAUGUGCGCAGUAUACAAAGUAAGUCUUUUACUAGUAUUCAUUUCUUGAUAAGCUUGAGGAAGAAUGUCAAAUAUGUACUUAAAACCCCAGUAUUAACAAUUACAAUUAUUAAACCACAUUGGCAUUGACUAGGAAACUAACAUUAUUGUAUUUUAGUUUUUAAGGUACACAUACCUAUGUUGUACAGAAAAUAGGUGCUCAACCUGGCUGUUAUGCCUUUUAGCGGGGGUGGGCAACUUUCCAAUGUUGGAAAGCCAUUUUAGGUCUGCCUCCCACCCAGUGAUAGGGAUGUACCUCUGCUGAAAAUAGUCAGCUGCAGGCAAGGAUUCUGCCAAUACCACCAUUACAUUUACAGUGCAGGAGGAUGCUAGAAUGUCUGGCUACACCAUUAAGCUCCGCAUACUGGGAAGAAAAUGACUCAUUCCUUUUUAGAAGAUGAAAAGGAAAAAUCCUUUUUGCAGCAACAACUGCACUAAGUUUCAGCAAUGCACUUCUGUGGGUGGUAGACACAAGUGGGAGUAGCAGGAGCCAUAAGAAAGUUGGUUGUGUGUGUGUGUGUAUGCAUAUGGCUUGCAUGUCGCCCACCCCUGGUUUAUAAAUUAGCACAAAAUUUAGAAGGAUUUACUGAUGUGCUCAGAAUGGUUGAUCUAAGCUACAGAUAUACUGUCUGGGUUCCAGUACAAAAUAUUUAAUAACUGGAAGUCUCCGUGGGUAAUAAUUUUCCUUCAGCUGCUGCUGUUCCAAUGUAACAAUGUGUUAAGUAGUCAUGAUUUCUUCUUUCUUGAAUGUAUUCUGAAUAUGUUGUGUAAUAGUAUUUGGUAGUUGUAGUUUUUAGAAAUAAGCAAAAUCAUACUGCUUAUGAGAAGUUGUAAGUACAGUUUUUUAAUAUUACUGUGUUUUUUGUAAAAUAAAGAAUGUUCUCUGGGUGACAAUCCUGAGAAAAUAGGUAAUAAUGUGUAUAUUUGUACUAUAGUGGAAUACUUAAGUACUUCUAUAAAUAAAUGUCUGGGGGUAUAUCCAUUGUAAACCCCCUUUUUACAGGGGUUUAUAUGCUGGCUGUAAAGAAAUUUUAUACCCUGCAAAAUUUGAGACAUCAGUGUUUCAGAUUGAGAGGUUUUGUUCUGUUCUGUUUUUUAAAAAAAGGUCAGGAGAAAACCUGUGUAGGUGUUUUGAAGUUCCAGUAAUACCAAACAUCACAUUUUUGCACUCUUUUGUAUUCAGAUUUUUAAAUUCAGACUAAACUGGAGCUUAAUGUAGUGUAUGGAGUUGGAUUAUUUUUGUAUUUAUAACAGCCCAGUUAUAAAUAUUUGCCAACUAUUGUGGUGGACAGAAUAACCCUUCCACACUUAUUUCGUGGUUAAGUCCAUAUUUUACUAUCAUAUAAUAUGUGAUAAUAAAAUACACAGUCUUUUUACUUUCAUUUUACAUUGUAGGUUGAUGAGUGACAUCACGUCACUUCAAAAUAGGCAGCAUCUGCUUAAAUAUUAUCUCUAAUCAGUCACUUUUAUUUAAUGAAAAUAUUGUUCAAAAUGAAGCUGUAUCUUUUAAACAAACCAAAAUAUUAGAGACGAAGGAUAACUACUGGAAGACCAGUAGCUAAGUCCCACAACUUGCUACUCUAACAUAUACUAGUUUGAACAGAUGUACUUGCAUAAAUGCUUGAAAUUUAGGAUUCAGUCUCCACUCCAGUAACUGUUAAGCAGUUCAGUCCAGAUUAGUGACUCUUAUAUCACUGGAUUCCAGACUGAUCUGCACUAACCUAACACUGAAAGUCUGUUAUUACUUAGAAACUGAGUGAAAUUUCACAUAGAAAAUUCCCAACAUCCAAAUAAGAUUAUACACUCAAAGGGAAAGCCAUAAAAUAUCAAUCAAUUUAAAACUUGUAAUGUAGACCUAAUCUUAUGGAAGACUGUUGCUGCUGUUGAACAUGUAAAUCAGUUUAGCAGAGUUAUAGUUCAAACAACAUUGACUUCUAACUAAACUGGCACUGAAAAAUUGAUGGUCAACCAUCACAAGUGUAAUUAUAAAGUACAAUUCCUUUCUGAGUUUUCUUGGUGUGGCAAAAUGAUCCAUGUGUUUCACUGUGUCAAAUUUGCCUGCUACAUAGUUUGUGCAUUUACUCCUUCCAUCCACAACAAACUCUAUUCAAAUACUGUAAUUUGCCAUGACAUGACAAACAUUAUGUGAAGCUGAUUAAUAAAAUUACCAUGCAGUAACUUUAGCAUAUCAAAAGUUAUCGUAAAUAUUAAACUGUAGUCUCCUUUUAUCUUUAAUCAAUAUGGAGAAAGGGACUGGUGGCUCCUGUACCUUAAACUGCUUUGCUAGUUAACAAACUCUGACCACGAUUAUGUUAUAAAACCAAGGGGUCCCCUUAUACCCCAGAAAGCCAUCAGCAACUGCACCUGUCAUUUUCCUGCAAUGGGGUGAGUCCAAGGCCUCUCUCCUCUGUAGGUUUUGUGUUGCCUGUCUUCCUUCCAUUCAACCACUCUCAUCACAUUUUCUAGGCUCAGUACUUUAUAAUCAGAUUUCCAGCUAAAAUAUAACUGGGGUUUAGAUAAUUUUUUAAGAGGAAUAGUCAAUUUGUACAGGGACUCACUGUCUCCCAUGUUACAUAGGCUAUUUUAUGGUAUUAUAGACAUUUCUUGUAUCCGUAGGAAGUCAAAAAUAAGAGGGGAGUGAAACAGAUUUUUUUCUGGCAAUGGGCUACUUUUGGGGGGUGGGAAGUUGUAAUUGGGACAGUCACAAACUUCUCUGACAGCUAGAGAUGAUAUGAUCAUGCAAAUGGAAAGCCCCUGGUUGCUUCCCUUGGUAGAGAUGGAUUACUGUCCAUGCAGAUGGUCAAUCCAUUUACUUCCACUAUGUCCCACCAUUUACAGUCACAUAAAACACUGGCAUAUUUCAGUGGCAGAUGUGGUGCUCUUCAGUCACCUGUUUCUAAUGCCUCUUCCCAGGUGCUCUUCUCUUUUAUUGCCAUCUCUCCUUCGGGAGAACAAAAAGGAACUCAUUCUUCAUUAAGCAAAGAAAACUAAACAACUCAGCAGACGUUAGUUUGGCAAAAGACAAUUUGGUCAGCUCUGCAACAUUGCUGUUUUUAAUUCAUUUUGAAGCCUGAAAUGAAGCUAGGUUGUUGUGUUGUGACAUCAUGUUCCUAUCGCUUUGCCAUUAAUAUUCUAAGUAUAUAAGAAGGUGACCUUUGUUUCUCCAUACCUCAGAAAUCCAUACUCAGUGUGAAGCCUUUUGGUGCCCUAUACUGUAUGUUGAUAUAUCAGUCUUAAAAAUACAUGUAAUAUAUUCUAAGUUUGGAAAGACACUGUUCUGUGUAAAGUGCAAAGUGCCCUUCCUGUGAAGACUAGAAAGUAUAAUAAAUGAAAUUAGCUUGACCGUUACAUAUUAUCAAUGAUAGUAGUUCAGAUAUAUGGAGGUACACAGAGUUCAAUCAGGUUUAAUUAGCCAGAAUCCUACUGUGAAAUACCAUGUGUGUAAUAGAAAUGGUGUGAGCAGUUUUCAUAAUUUUCUGGUAAUCUGUUGCAUGUCUAGGCAUGCAACAAUGUGUGUGACCUGGAUAUGUUAGCUGGGCAACAGACAACCAAGACAAUCACACACACCAGUUAUACAAUUAGAGGUUUAUGCUGCGCAAAUCAAACAGGAUUCUGCUUGCUGUGUUUUAAAGAGAAGGGCUGCUUAGCCAAGUAAACCUGUCAUUUAAAUAAAAGAUUUUAUUUUUUCUAAUAAAAAAAGAUUUGUUAAGUCUUGAAGUAUCCAAAGUGUACUGUAGAAAAUCUGCAUCCUGUGCAAUUCUUGUUUGUAUUUUCGUACAUGAAAACCUUCUGUGGUUAAUUCCAAGGCAGUUCAGCUCCACCCUCAUCAUGGCUUGAUGUACAAAAAAAUCUGAAUUAUUUAACACCCUAGUUGACGGUAUUACUUUAUUUUUAUUUGAGUAUUUUAUUUGAACAUGAAAUACCUGGGGAAAAUAAAACACCUUUUUGAUAGUUUUUUGUCUGUUCUUAACUAUAUGUGAAAACAUUAUUCCUACAAAUGUUUAAAACAUAGAGGUUUUUUUUCCUAAUCAAAUGGUUUGCUUAGUUUGCUAAUGAAACUAAAUGAAUUCCUCUUUUAAGACACAGGCUACAUGAAAGGAAAAUCUAUAUCAACAUAAAAUAGCAUGUGUACUAGCAAUAAAAUAGCUUUGGCUCAUAAACACUGGAUAAUCACACGUAGGUGACGAAUUUCAGUUUGAAAUACAGAAUUUUAAUUUGCAAAAAAGUUUCUAUACCUCAAGGAGAAAUUAGUUCAUAAUUUUAUUGUCUUCCUGUGUUGCAUCUUUAUUAUAUAGAGGGGUACAACCUGUGGCCCUCCAGAUAUAGGCCUUUUAUCUAUCAGUUUUGGCUAUGCUGGUUAGGUGUGAUGACUGGUGUAGUCUUAACAGCAACUGAAAAACUACACGUUGCCCAUCUUAUCUUC
Molecule: messenger RNA, 6538 nt
Organism: Pogona vitticeps (central bearded dragon)
Lineage: Eukaryota; Metazoa; Chordata; Lepidosauria; Squamata; Agamidae
Source: RefSeq, a predicted model, not a curated record